Molecule: messenger RNA, 669 nt
Organism: Penicillium brasilianum
Lineage: Eukaryota; Fungi; Ascomycota; Eurotiomycetes; Eurotiales; Aspergillaceae
Source: the annotation of a GenBank genome assembly
AUGCCUGUUUCUGCCUCAGGCCAGCGGUUCCGCAAACCUCCAUCCGUUCCAUCAUCGACCUGCAAUCCUCCCCCCAAGUCCCCUACCUUCCUACCUUUCCCCUUCCAACGGUCUUUUGGCGGAGCUGUGAGUAUCUUGCAUGAAUUUGAAUUGUCUUUAGGCCUGCUAUACGCCUUUACUGAUUCUCAAUUCUUCCCACAGAUGCUUUCCCAACGGAUCCUGGCCCGGCGCCUGCCCCAGGUUGCUGCCCGCAGUGCCAUUGCCCCCCGCGCAUCCUUCUCUCAGAUCCCGGCCCUCCGUGCUGCCGAGGUCGAGGAUCCCCUCCAGAAUGGCGGUUACCAGAACCCUCCCCGCGUGAAGCGUCAGUUCAGAGAUCCGUAUGGCGGCUGGUGGGACAAGCAAGAUAAGCGCAACUUCGGCGAGCCUGUCCACGAGGAGAACGAAAUUCUUGGUGUCUUCAGUCCCGAGCAGUACACCCACGUCAGCUCCGGCAAGGGCUUCCUCCACCUGGGAGCGUUCGUUGUGACCUUCCUCGGCCUUUGCGGUGUUGUCAGCCUUUACUAUCCCGACAAGCCCAGCGUUCCCAAGGCCUACGUUGAUGGUCUGGAGAAGGAGCUCGGUGGUCCCAAUGCCCUGCCGGCUCGCAAGGCCGGUGAGGACAAGUGGUAA